AUGCUGCGUAUUAACCCUCCUAUGCACUGCACUCGAGCGAUUAGGGAGAAGAUUCGCUCGUUGGCAAAUCUAGUGAUAACAGGUGGCCACUAUAUACUCCCAACAUCGCUCCGAUACGGGAAUUCGAACGGCAGUCUAUACCCGCCUCACUGUACUCCUAAACCUCUUCGGACUAGCUCUGGACAAACAAACUGUAGCCUCGGUCACUCCAAUUUGUCCUCGCUUUACACCGACCUCGUCCUCAACGCGACAGGCCCAAAAGUCGUCCUCCUGCCAAGCUCGUGGGGAAAACGCAGCAGCGAGAAUGCUGGAAAACAGAAGGAAGCCCAUGCGGGCUCGUUCCUCUCACCAUCAUCGUGGCCCCACCCCCGACCAAUGUGGCUUCGGGGGUUAGUCUCGGCCGCGGGGGGACUCUCAGCAGCUGUAGUGGGGAAGUUGCCGCCCAACCAUAUUCACUCUCAGACGAGAAGGCUGCUAGAUCGUGCUGCCAUAUGUAUUAUGAGAAGGCAAUGAUGGUGAGUGCCUUGUUCCCAAGUACUGCGCUAAAUGGAAACUCGAUGGGCGGGAGCAUACUCCCCCACCUAGUCGGCGCAAGUAGAGGGAGUUUAGCGGUUGAAGGGAUUGUGAGGCCCAGACUGCCAGUCCUUUGGGUUGGUAGGUCGAUAAUCCUAAGGAGGAGGAGGAGGAGGAAGUAGAAGGAGACGACUAG
Messenger RNA from Tuber aestivum (summer truffle), 709 nucleotides. Lineage: Eukaryota; Fungi; Ascomycota; Pezizomycetes; Pezizales; Tuberaceae. The record is from the annotation of a GenBank genome assembly.